Labrus mixtus (cuckoo wrasse) is the source of this 1824-nucleotide messenger RNA. Its product is annotated as aldehyde dehydrogenase, mitochondrial-like. NCBI's taxonomy places the organism in Eukaryota, Metazoa, Chordata, Actinopteri, Labriformes, Labridae. Bases 57 to 1616 code for a protein of 519 amino acids. The transcript has 13 exons. The record is from RefSeq and is a predicted model, not a curated record. Gene Ontology annotation, molecular function: aldehyde dehydrogenase (NAD+) activity.
AACUUAGCUUCUUUCGGCUUGUUCCUGUGACGUUUGGUGUCCAAGACAGAAGCACCAUGCUGCGCGCCGUGAUCACCAGGACUCUGCCCGGACUGAGCAGCCGCCUCUCGGCUUGUCACUUCUCUGCGGCCGCUAUCCCAACUCCGAGCUCCGAGCCCGAGGUCCAAUUCAACAAGCUGUUCAUCAACAACGAGUGGCAGAAUGCAGUGAGCGGGAAAACUUUCCACACCAUCAACCCAGCGACCGGAGAGGUGAUCUGUGAGGUGGCAGAGGCUGACGAGGCUGAUGUCAACAAGGCGGUGAAAGCAGCACGUGAUGCCUUCAAGCUGGGGUCACCAUGGCGGCGGAUGGACGCCUCACACCGCGGCCUGCUCCUCAGCCGACUCGCCGACGCCAUCGAGAGAGACUCGGCUUACCUCGCCGAGCUGGAGACGCUUGACAACGGGAAGCCGUACGCUGUGUCUUACUGCGUGGAUCUGCCCAAUGUGGUUAAAUGUCUCAGGUACUACGCAGGCUGGGCCGACAAAUGGGAGGGAAAGACCAUCCCCAUCGAUGGAGACUUUUUCUGCUACACGAGACACGAACCCAUCGGAGUCUGCGGACAGAUCAUACCGUGGAACUUCCCUCUGCUGAUGCAGGCGUGGAAGCUCGGCCCGGCCCUCGCCACAGGAAACACGGUGGUGAUGAAAGUGGCAGAGCAGACGCCACUCACAGCGCUCUACGUAGCCAACCUCAUCAAAGAGGUGGGUUUUCCUGAAGGAGUUGUAAACAUCCUUGCGGGCUUGGGACCAUCAGCCGGAGCUGCCAUCGCUCGCCACAUGGACGUCGACAAGGUGGCGUUCACUGGCUCCACAGAGGUGGGUCAUCUGAUCCAGCAGGCCUCGGGAACUAGCAACCUGAAGAAAGUCACGCUGGAGCUCGGAGGGAAGAGUCCGAACAUCAUCCUGUCUGACGCCAACAUGGCGGACGCCGUCGAGCAGUCGCACUUCGCCCUCUUCUUCAAUCAGGGUCAGUGCUGCUGCGCCGGCUCGCGCACCUUCGUCCAGGCCGACAUCUACGACGAGUUUGUGGAGCGGAGCGUCGAGAGAGCGAAGAACAGAGUGGUGGGAAACCCGUUUGACUUAAAGACGGAGCAGGGGCCUCAGGUGGACCAGGAGCAGUUCAACAAGAUCCUGGGUUACAUCAGCAGUGGGAAGAGAGAGGGAGCGAAGCUGAUGUGUGGAGGAGGCGUGGCUGCAGACAGAGGGUACUUCAUCCAGCCCACCGUGUUCGGAGACGUGCAGGACAACAUGACCAUCGCCAGGGAGGAGAUCUUUGGCCCCGUGAUGCAGAUCCUGAAGUUUAAAGAUCUGGAGGAGGUGGUGACGAGAGCCAACGAUUCUAAAUACGGCCUGGCAGCCGGCGUGUUCACUAAAGACAUCGAUAAGGCCAACUACGUGUCCAACGGGCUGCGGGCCGGGACCGUCUGGAUCAACUGUUAUGACGUGUUCGGGGCUCAGGCGCCGUUCGGAGGAUACAAAGCUUCAGGAAACGGCAGAGAGCUCGGAGAGUACGGCCUGGACAACUACACAGAAGUGAAAACGGUGACCAUCAAGGUGCCACAGAAGAACUCGUGAGCCGUCCCCGCUGCUGCAGCACCAGCACGAUGCUUAAUCACAUUGAGCAAUAAAGAACUUUCUUUUGUUACUGUGAAAACCUUUAAUUAAUAAUUAAACCAGAAUAUAAACCUCUGCUCAUGAUUACGCUCCGUUUAUCUUUAAUUCUCGUCCUGAUUUAUGCUCAUUAUAAAAGUCUCUAUCUUUCAUAAUAAAUAUAUUUGAUGCA